Messenger RNA from Orussus abietinus, 2869 nucleotides. RefSeq names its product protein regulator of cytokinesis 1. Gene Ontology annotation, biological process: mitotic spindle midzone assembly; microtubule cytoskeleton organization. Gene Ontology annotation, cellular component: spindle; cytoplasm; mitotic spindle midzone. The transcript is spliced from 11 exons. Lineage: Eukaryota; Metazoa; Arthropoda; Insecta; Hymenoptera; Orussidae. Gene Ontology annotation, molecular function: microtubule binding. The coding region runs from base 225 to 2162 and encodes 645 amino acids. The record is from RefSeq and is a predicted model, not a curated record.
GAAGGUGAACGCUACGCAGGAAGCUGCAGGAAGCAAAAUUCAAAGAAAGACGUUGCGGUCACGGUAAGAAACAUUGCAGGACCAUCCGAAGAACAUUUGAAAUACAGGAUAUGUCAACAGCUUUUUCCUUGUAAGAGGCAAUAUCAGUUAUUUUCCGUUGUUCAGAGCUCGAAAAGAUUUUAGAUACUUGGUAAAGUACGAUAUUACGAAGGAAAACGAUCAAAAUGAGUGAAGACGCCAGAAUGGAACAUGCCUUAAAUAAAAUCACCAACAGAGUACUUAAUCUUUUUGUACAUCUAAAUAAGAUGUGGGAUGAAUUAGGAUUUGGAGAACACAUUAAAAAUACCUACUACGAUCAAAUUUAUCAGCAUUUUCAUGAAUUAUCAAAUGAGAUGCAAGCAGAAUGUGAAGACCGAAAACGUGUUCUUCUUGAGAAAUUAACACAUUUAGUUAAUGAAACAGGAAGACUUUCAAAGGAACUAGGAAUAAGUAAUUCUGUUGUGGGAUAUGAAGAUUUACCUGUUCUUGAAAUGGUAGAAAAAUUGGAAAGAAAAGUAUACGAUUUUAAUGUGAUGAAAGAACAAAGACUUGAACGUCUACAAACGUUAUUGGCACAGGAACAAGAAAUCUGCAAACAGCUUGGAGUACAACCACUGGGCAUUAAUGCAAACUUGCCUACUGAUGAACAACUUGAUAGUUUCAAAUUAUAUUUGGAAAAGCAAGAAGCUGAAAAGAAUCGUUUACAACAUUUAUUUAUGAGUACACGCCGAUCAGUACUUGAAAUGUUAGAUCAACUGAACAUUUCUCCGUGCCUGGAUUUUGAGCUACUGGUGUGCAAUGACUUUGAAAACUUUACUUUUACGGCCAGUAAUAUGACUAGAUUAAAAGAAUUUCACGAUGACCUUAAGAACCAGUUAGAAGAUACAAAGCAACAGGCUGUACAAAAGAGAGAAGAAUUGAUAGCAUUAUGGAAAUACCUCGAUGAACCACUUCAUGUUGGUCAAGCAUUUUUAGAUCAAUAUCCUGGUCAUAGUGUGUCAGUUCUUUAUGCCUUAAAUAAUGAAAUUAAAAGGUGUAAAGAAAAGCGAAAGGAAAAUAUAGCUAAAUAUGUAGGUAAGAUGCGAACCAGGUUAGAAGAACUAUGGGACCAGUGUAAAUUUAGCGAAACUCAAAGACGAGAAUUUUACCACAUGUAUUCUCAAACGUAUACAGAUGAUCUGCUGUCACUUCAUGAGUUAGAGGUGGAAAGACUACAAAACUUUUAUGAAUCAAAUAAAACAAUCUUUGAACUUUUGACUGAGCGGGAACAUUUAUGGGAGAAGAUAAAGGAACUUGAGCAACGAUCCAAAGAUCCAGAACGAUUUUAUAAUCGUGGUGGCCAACUACUUGCAGAGGAAAAGGAACGCAAAGUAAUUCAGAAGAGACUACCUAAAAUAGAAGAGCAGCUAGGUGUGCUUAUGAAAGAUUAUGAAAAUAAGAAUGGAGAAGUGUUUACAAUUGAUGGAAUACCACUAUCAGAUUUUCUAGCGCAAUCAUGGGAAGACUUCAACAAGGAAAAGGAAACCUUGAAGAACACUAGACAGAAACAGGCUAAAGAUCGUUCUACAAAGAAAACCCCGUUAAGUUCCUCAAAAUACGGUGCCGGAACAAGCCGACUUACACCAGGUAAAAGAAAGUUCAUCGAUGUAAGUCCUGCCAGUGAAACACCAAAACGCCGUAACAUGAGCAGUGAAAAACGGCGACCUGCAGCAUCGUCAUCAAAACUGAAGAAAAUCACCGUGCUUUCAAAAAAAGUACUGAACCAUAGUGGAAGCAAACAUAUUUCGCAAAACAAGAGUCAUAAGAAACGGAGGUCACGGUCCGUAGGUACAGAUUCAAUUGCCACAGCUUAUGCAGAAUUUCAAGAACAUUUAAAAGAGAGGGGCGAACUGCGCAGUUCAGUCCUGCCAGAGCAACACUUGCAAGAUCAGAAUAAAAAACCUAAAAUGAAAACUCCAGUUAAAACACCAGUAAAGCCAAUAAGAAAAAAUCUGACUCCAACGACACCAAACGGAGCCACUCCAAAAUUAUCGCAAUCGUCUAGAAGUACACCGCGUAGUCGCAGAUUGCUGAAUACGCCAAAACUGGUGGUGACACAAAGCAAUUUACCUUUUAUUUUUUGACUACGAAAUCAUUUAAAUCGAAGGUGAAGGAAGAAUAUGAUUUUAUUUUGUCUUUCACGAUUUUGUGUACCCGACCCUACAUACACAGUUAAAGUAGUAGGUGCCGAGUUACUUGGAAUUCUUAAGGAGUAUUCCUUUUAAGAAUGAAGUAUUCACUUACUAUAACAGGCAUUUAAGUGAAAACUAUUCUAGGUAACCGCAUCGAUAUUUUGCACUCGGACCAGAAAUGCUUUAACUUUUCCUUCAAAUCUCUACCAAUCUGAUUUUGGAAGUCAUCGCUGUUAAAGGUACCGAAAGAGAAAAACGGUUCUUCUGUGCGAAACAAUCGCAUGUAAUGUAUAUUAUUCAUUCCAUUAAGUGUUUAGUAAAAAGUAUAAUUCGUCAAUAACUGACAUUGAUUUCUUGGUAUUCUCUUAAAAUGUUUUCUUUUUAAUAAUUACAAUUCGUUCACGGGCUUAGCUUGUGAUUUUUGUAUAAAUUACGUUCGCUCAGAUAAGCAACUCGUUUCUUUCAAAGAGUACUGCUGGCACAGAACUCUACUACUUUUUCUGUUGCAUUUUAACUCUUGAACGUAUCUUUCGCGCCCGCCAGAGUGACAGACUAAGCGAAAGCAAUUAUUUAUAAGUAUAUAUACAUAUAUUAUUUUAAUACGUUGAUUUCUAUAAUACUUUGCAAUACGUUGUACAAAAUAACGAAAUACAUUUUCU